Messenger RNA from Salvelinus namaycush (lake trout), 1824 nucleotides. Its product is annotated as zinc finger protein 883-like. The record is from RefSeq and is a predicted model, not a curated record. The transcript has a single exon. NCBI's taxonomy places the organism in Eukaryota, Metazoa, Chordata, Actinopteri, Salmoniformes, Salmonidae. The annotation marks the transcript as partial.
UUUGACUGGUACUGUAUAUCACACCAGCUGACUAGUUCUUCUGAUGUUGUUCACACAGGAAACCAUGUUCACACAUUCUCUACAUCCAGAGAGCAACAGAAGGAAGAUCACAGAGCUAAGAGAUCUCACCACUGCCCACAUUGUGAGGAGAUUUUCCCAUUUCUAUCAAAGCUAAAAAUACACUUAAAAAUCCACACAGGAGAGAAUCUGUAUUCCUGUACUGACUCUGGGGAGAGAUUCACAACAUCAAACGUUCUGACAAUUCAUCAGAGAGUGCACACAGAAGAGAAACCUUACUCUUGCUCGUACUGUGGGAAGAGUUUCUCUCAACAGACCAACUUAAAAAAACACCAACGUCUACACACAGGAGAGAAGCCUUACUCCUGCUGUGACUGUGGAAAAUGCUUUACAACAUCAUCUGAGCUAACAGUUCAUCAGAGAACACACACUGGAGAAAAGCCUUACAUCUGCUCUGACUGUGGGAAGAGUUUCUCCCACCAGAGUAGCUUUAAAGCACACCAACGUAUACAUACAGGAGAGAAGCCGUACUCCUGUUCUGACUGUGGGAAGAAUUUCUCCCGAUUGGGUACCUUAAAAUCGCAUGAACGUAUACAUACAGGAAAGAAGCCUUACUACUGCUCUGACUGUAGGAAGAGUUUCUCCCACCAGGGUAGCUUUAAAGCACACCAACGUAUACAUACAGGAGAGAAGCCGUACUCCUGUUCUGACUGUGGGAAGAAUUUCUCCCGAUUGGGUACCUUAAAAUCGCAUGAACGUAUACAUACAGGAAAGAAGCCUUACUACUGCUCCGACUGUGGGAAGAGUUUCUCUCAACGGAACCAUUUAAAAUCACAUGAACGUGUACACAUAGAAAAGAAGGCAUACUCCUGCUCUGACUGUAGAAAAUGCUUCACAACAUCGUUUGAUCUGAAAGUUCACCAGAGAACACACACUGGAGAAAAGCCUUACAUCUGCUCUGACUGUGGGAAGAGUUUCUAUCAACAGAGCAGCUUCAAGAAACACCAACGUCUACACACAGGAGAGAAGCCUUACUCCUGCUGUGACUGUGGAAAAUGCUUCACAACAUCAUCUGAUCUAAAAGUUCACCAGAGAACACACACCGGAGAAAAGCCUUACAUCUGCUCUGACUGUGGGAAGAGUUUCUCUCAACAGAGUAGCUUCAAGAAACACCAACGUCUACACACAGGAGAGAAGCCUUACUCUUGCUGUGACUGUAGAAAAUGCUUCACAACAUCAUUUGAUCUAAAAGUUCAUCUGAGAACACACACUGGAGAAAAGCCUUACAUCUGCUCUGACUGUGGGAAGAGUUUCUCUCAACAGAACCAUUUAAACACACACCAACGUAUACACACUGGAGAGAAGCCUUACUACUGCUCUGUCUGUGGGAAGAGUUUCUCUCAACAGAGCAACUUAAAAACACACCAACGUAUACAUAAAGGAGAGAAGCCUCGUCAGUUCUCUCAGACCAGCUAAGAUUAAAAUUAAGUGAUGAGGUGAUUUUAAUCUCAUUGCUUGACUUGGACUGAAAUAGGUGCCGGAACUCAUUUUAGGGGGAAACCCUUUUGGACAAUCAGAGCCUUACAAACGUGCCGCGGGAAAGGCUGCACACCCUUCCUAAGAAGGUCUGGUUCCGACAGAUAAACGGCGAACGAAGGCAUUCACACGUAAAUACAUUAAUGAUUUCUUACUCCAAAUGGGCGGCGGUUCGUCUGCAAGUAUAUGAUUACUGUGAGAAUAGUUUCUAAAAUGUAUCAAUGAUAAAUGUUGCUUUUUCUCUCUCUCUCCUUUUGUAAACCCCCCCCC